This is a messenger RNA of Cricetulus griseus (Chinese hamster), 303 nucleotides long. NCBI's taxonomy places the organism in Eukaryota, Metazoa, Chordata, Mammalia, Rodentia, Cricetidae. The record is from RefSeq and is a predicted model, not a curated record.
AUGUCCUGCCAGCAGAACCAGAAGCAGUGCCAGCCUCCACCCAAGUGCCCCUCCCCCAAGUGCCCUUCCCCCAAGUGCCCCGCAAAGAGCACAGCUCAGUGUCUGCCUGCAGCCUCCUCCUGCUGUGCUACCAGCUCUGGGGGCUGCAGUGUGCCCAGCUCUGAGGGAGGCUGCUUCCUGAGCCACCACAGGCGCAGGUCCCACAGAUGCAGGCACAGGAGCUCCUCCAGAUCGUGUGACCGUGGCAGUGGCCAGCAGUCGGGGGGCUCAGGCUGUGGCCACAGCUCUGGGGGCUGCUGCUGA